Pomacea canaliculata is the source of this 8051-nucleotide messenger RNA. Its product is annotated as activating signal cointegrator 1 complex subunit 3-like. NCBI's taxonomy places the organism in Eukaryota, Metazoa, Mollusca, Gastropoda, Architaenioglossa, Ampullariidae. The record is from RefSeq and is a predicted model, not a curated record. Gene Ontology annotation, molecular function: ATP binding; nucleic acid binding; ATP hydrolysis activity.
UGGUACUCCAUGGUUGUGCAAGGCUUACAUCGAGACAUUUCACCAUCAAGUAGCAUGCACAGUUGACUGAUACGUACUGACAGCCUCAUACACAACUGAUACAGAUACUCGUGUUGUCUGCGUUAGGGAAACAUAUUUUGACUGUAAAAGUUUUGACAAGCGCAUAUUAAAGACUCUGCUCACGUCGUCGCGAUGCUUCUCUACAUCCGACGUGUCAAGUUUCACUUUCAACAACUGCUCUGACUGCAUCUGUCACUGCUAAAAUAAACCGCAUGUCCUCUUUGGUAUCAGAAUCAUUUAGCAUCUUUUAACGUAUCACCAGCUUAAUCGUUAGAGAGGAAAGCUCUGAGAUCACCCUUUAUUCCACAUGGUGUGGACUAUCCCACGACUGUCCACAGCUCUUCGAGCAUUUGGCACGGUCUCUGAAAAAUUAGAUGCUGCUGAAGAUGCAAAGUAUGGAAAAGAUAUUUUUGAACGCAAGGCUUUGGAGUUAGAACGGCAGAGCAGAACAUGUAUUUCUUGGGCUAAGAUCUCAACUGCAGUGCAAAGAAGUGCUAAGGCAGAAAAAAAUGAAGUUGCAGAUGUAAUAAAGCAACUUUUAGCAUGUGCUAAAGCAAUAGCUGGACCAGAGUCAUCGCCUGAUACAGUAGAAAGUGCAGCAGCUUAUCUGUUUGAAAUCUUUAAAAAUGCACAGACUUUGGGUCAGUCUGAAGCCUGCAGUUUGCGCAACACCUUUGGGCCGUAUCCUGCAACUCAGGCAACAAAAGCUUGUCAGCUCGUGAACAAGAUUGUGUUCUGGUUACCAGAAAAAAUACUGCUAGAGUUGUCCUCAGAAUCGGACCAGCGUGAAGAUGGAGAUGGUGCUGAGACCAGGAAGAAUUUGGUGUUGGGAUUAAAUUUACAUUUGACAGUUUCCAGGAGAGCGAAGAUUUCUCCAGCUCUGAGUCAGAAGAGGAGUCAUCCACAGCCACAAAGGAAAUUAACCUGUUGUAUAUUGGAGAGACUUCCAGGGAGAAGAAGGCUCGAAAGGGCAAAGAAAAUGAUGUAGCAGAUGGUACUGAAGCUAUAGACUCAUUAUGGCUUCAGAAGCAGCUGCAACCUUACUUUACAAGCAGGGAUAUGGGGCCAUGGCAAAGUAUUGGAGAAUUGAAUGUCACACUGGUUAAUGUGCUGUCUUCAUCACGAUCAAAUGAUGAACUGCAGAAUGAGUUAUUUGACUUGCUGGGUUUUGACCGCUUUGAGCUGAUCCAGAGUCUGCUGGAAAACCGAAGGAGCUUGGUAAAGAAUGUAGCGCUGGAGGCAACAAGAGAGGCUAUUCUUCAGGCUCCUAAAAGUAAAAGGGAAGCAGAGCGACCAAACUAUGGAUGUCAAGUUACAGUUCAGUCUGUAGAAGAACGGCAGCUACAGAAGCAGAUCCGGCGUGAAGAAAAACGGAUUAACAGAAAAGAAGGCAAAAAGGGAGAAGUUCAAGACAUGACAAAUGAUACAUUUGACAUUCAUCAUAUGCGACAAGCCAGAGAAAUGGCAUUGCGCACAGCAAAAACUAAACCAUUACUCACAGGAAGAACCCAAAGGGUACCAGGACGUGAAAAGUAUCCAUUUGUCUUUGACUUAUAUGAGGAGGCUAAGCAAUCCUCGGCCUUUGUCACGGGCACCAAGCUUGUGCUACCAGAGGGAUUCAUUCAUAAAGACGACAAAUUGUAUGAGGAGAUCAUUAUUCCACCUAGUGAUCCUGCUCCAACAGACAUAGGCAAGGACAGAGUUGCUGUUGAGUCUCUUGAUGAGAUUGCUCGCUUGGCCUUUAGAGGCACCAAGUCCUUAAACCGCAUCCAGUCAGUGGUAUUUGAGGCUGCUUACAAUUCUAAUGAAAAUCUGCUGAUUUGUGCACCAACUGGUGCAGGCAAAACCAACAUCGCAAUGUUGACAAUACUACAUGAGCUGAAGCAGCACUUAAUACAAGGUGUCAUCAAGAAGGAUGAAUUCAAGAUUAUAUAUGUAGCACCCAUGAAGGCAUUGGCAGCUGAAAUGGUUCGUAACUUUGGAGGACGGCUAGAGCCGUUGGGAAUCGCUGUGCGUGAACUUACAGGUGACAUGACUCUCACAAAGCAAGAAAUUCUGAAGACACAGAUGUUGGUAACAACUCCUGAGAAAUGGGAUGUGGUGACAAGAAAGAGCACUGGGGAUGUGGCUCUCACCCAGAUUGUACGUCUGCUUAUCAUUGAUGAGGUGCAUCUUCUACAUGAUGAUCGUGGACCUGUCAUUGAGAGCCUGGUUGCCAGGACACUUAGACAGGUGGAAACUUCUCAAAGCAUGAUUCGUAUUGUUGGCUUAUCAGCAACAUUGCCAAACUACAUUGAUGUGGCACAUUUUCUUCGUGUCAGCCCAUAUCAUGGACUUUUCUUCUUUGAUGGUCGUUUUCGUCCAGUGCCUCUUGGCAUGACAUUUAUAGGCAUUAAAGCAUUGAAUAAGGUGCAACAGCUGCGAGAUAUGAACAGCUUGUGCUAUGAGAAAGUUCUACAGCAGGUUAAAAAUGGUCACCAGGUAAUGGUUUUCGUCCAUGCACGUAAUGAGACAGUACGAACAGCUAUGACGAUGCGUGACAUGGCCAAGAAUAAUGGAGACAUUGGCCACUUUGUACCUGAACAGACACCCAAAUAUGGAGAAGCAGAGAAAAAUAUCCUGCGUUCUCGCAACAAACAGUUGAGGGAGCUUUUUCCUGAUGGCUUUGCUAUGCACCAUGCAGGAAUGCUUCGGCAAGACCGCAACCUGGUUGAGCGAUACUUUGCUGAAGGACACAUCAAAGUUUUGUGCUGUACUGCCACAUUAGCCUGGGGAGUAAACCUUCCAGCUCAUGCAGUUAUCAUUAAGGGAACUCAGCUAUAUGAUGCCAAGCAUGGUUCGUUUGUAGACUUGGGCAUCCUGGAUGUCAUGCAAAUAUUUGGUCGUGCAGGCCGUCCACAGUAUGACACAUUUGGUCAUGGAACAAUUAUCACCACUCAUGACAAGCUGUCUCAUUAUCUGUCUCUAAUGACUCGUCAGAAUGCCAUUGAGAGUCAGUUUAUAAACAGUCUCACAGACAAUUUGAAUGCUGAGGUUGCACUAGGCACAGUAAGCAACAUCGAAGAAGCAGUAAAAUGGCUGAGUUACACCUAUCUGUUUGUCCGCAUGCGAAUCAAUCCUCUUGUCUACGGCAUUUCUUAUGACCAGCUGGAGAAUGAUCCCCUGUUGGAAAAGCAUCGAUAUGAUCUGAUUGUAAAUGCCGGACGCAAGCUGGACAAGGCACGCAUGGUGCGUUUUGAUGAAAGCACAGGCUAUAUGCAUCCUACUGACACUGGCAGGAUUGCUAGCCACUUCUACAUCAAAUAUGAUACUGUUGAGGUUAUCAAUGAGAACUUUAAAGCCAUGAUGACUGAGGGUGACAUUUUUUCUUUGGUAUCCCAUGCUCAGGAGUUUGAUCAAAUUAAGGUCCGUGAGGAUGAGAUGGAAGAACUGGACCUUCUGACUGAAGCUGGCUGUGAGAUGAGAGUGCCUGGUGGCAAGGAGAACACACAUGGCAAAGUCAACAUCCUUCUGCAAGCCUAUGUUUCCAAAUCCCCUGUGGAUUCCUUCUCUCUCAUAUCUGAUAUGGCUUAUGUAGCCCAGAAUGCCGGCCGAAUAAUGCGGGCACUGUUUGAAAUGGCCAUACGAAAGGGUUGGCCGAUUAUGACUGGCCGGCUGCUGGAACAGUGCAAGACAAUUGACAAGAGGCUGUGGGCUUUUGAACACCCUUUGCGACAGUUUCCCAUUCUGCCUGCAGAGAUCCUUGACAAACUAGAGAAGAAAAGACUGACAGUAGAGAGGCUGAAAGAGAUGGACCCCAAAGAAAUAGGUGCCAUGAUCAACCAUGUCAAGAUGGGACCAACAAUCAAACGCUGUGUGAGCCAAUUGCCUGCCUUGGAGCUGGAUGCCAGCAUCCAACCUAUCACACGGACCGUCUUACGUGUGCGACUGGACAUCAAGGCAGACUUUCACUGGGAUGACAAGGUUCAUGGAAGUUCAGAACCAUUCUGGAUCUGGGUAGAGGACCCUGAGAAUAAUCACAUCUAUCACUCAGAGUACUUCAUUCUUCACAAGAAGCAGACUUUAUCUGGAGAACCUCAGACAGUUGUGUUCACCAUUCCCAUCUUUGAGCCACUGCCCACCCAGUACUAUGUUCGUGCUUUGUCAGAUAGAUGGAUCGGCUCAUCAUCCACUUGUGCCAUCUCCUUCCAACAUCUCAUUCUUCCAGAGAAACAUCCUCCACACACAGAGCUUUUGGAUCUCCAGCCUUUACCAGUGACUGCUUUAAAUGAUGCCCAUCUGGAAGCCUUGUAUAAUUUCACCCACUUCAAUCCAGUGCAAACACAAAUCUUCCACACAUUGUACCAUAGUAAUUGCAACGUUUUGCUUGGUGCACCUACAGGCUCUGGCAAAACAGUUGCCGCAGAAUUAGCUAUUUUUCGGGUCUUUCGAGAAUUUCCUAAGUUCAAGUGUGUGUAUAUUGCACCACUAAAAGCCCUGGUGAGGGAAAGGAUGGAAGACUGGAAAGUGCGCAUUGAGCAAAAGCUGGGCAAAAAGGUUGUGGAGCUCACUGGAGAUGUGACCCCUGACAUGCGUGCUGUAGCAAAUGCUGAUUUGAUUGUCACCACACCAGAGAAAUGGGAUGGUGUCAGCAGAUCCUGGCAGACUCGCAGCUAUGUAAAAGCUGUGGCCCUUCUUGUCAUUGAUGAGAUACAUCUCCUAGGUGAUGAACGAGGGCCUGUCCUGGAAGUGAUUGUUUCUCGUACAAACUUCAUCUCCUCUCAUACAUCUCACAAAGUCCGAAUUGUUGGGCUGUCAACAGCAUUGGCCAAUGCUCGUGACUUGGCAGACUGGCUUGGCAUUAAGGAGAUGGGUCUGUUCAACUUCCGACCUUCUGUACGGCCUGUACCACUGGAAGUGCAUGUGAAGGGAUUUCCUGGCCAGCAUUACUGUCCUCGUAUGUCUACCAUGAACAAACCAUGCUUCCAAGCUAUUCAAACACACUCACCAACAAAGCCAGUCCUCAUCUUUGUGUCAUCACGACGUCAGACUCGAUUAACUGCCUUGGACCUCAUUGCAUUUUUGGCAGCAGAGGAAAACCCAAGGAAGUGGCUACACAUGCCUGAUCUGGAGAUGGAAAAUAUUAUCAGUGGUAUCCGUGACAACAACUUGAAACUGAUGCUAGCUUUUGGCAUUGGUAUUCAUCAUGCUGGUCUGGUGGAGCGAGACCGAAAGACUGUUGAGGAGCUCUUUGUCAAUCAACGCAUCCAGGUUCUGAUAGCCACUAGCACACUGGCUUGGGGAGUGAACUUUCCUGCUCACUUGGUCAUCAUUAAGGGCACAGAGUACUUUGAUGGGAAGACUAGUAGAUAUGUGGACUUUCCUAUUACAGACGUUCUUCAGAUGAUGGGUCGUGCUGGAAGGCCACAAUUUGAUGACUCUGGAAUUGCUGUGAUUUUUGUACAUGAUGUCAAGAAACAUUUCUACAAGAAGUUCCUGUAUGAGCCCUUCCCUGUGGAAUCUAACCUACUAGAGGUCUUGCCUGACCACAUGAAUGCUGAGAUUGUAGCUGGUACUGUUACCUCCAAGCAGGAUGCCAUGGAUUAUCUUACCUGGACCUAUUUCUUCAGGCGCCUGGUGAUGAACCCCACUUUCUAUGAUCUGCACGGCGUAGACUGUGACCACAUCAACCAUUUUUUGUCUGCCCUGGUUGAGAAAGCCUUGCAGGAACUUGAGACAUCAUACUGCCUACAGAUUGGCGAUGAUGCUUCUAGUAUCAGCCCACUGACAAUGGGCCGCAUAGCCUCGUACUACUACAUCAGCCACCACACGGCACGCAAUUUUGUGGAGCACCUCAAGGAUGACGCCAGCAUACCAGACCUUCUGGACAUCCUUUCAAAUGCACAAGAAUAUGCCUAUCUGCCAGUUCGCCAUAAUGAGGACCAAAUCAACAGCGAGCUGGCUACCAAGCUCCCAUUGGCUGUCAGUCCGCACUCAUUCGACUCGGCCCACACCAAGACACAUUUGCUGUUGCAAGCUCACUUUAGCCAAGUCACCCUGCCUUCCACAGACUACCACACUGACACCAAGUCAGUACUAGACCAAGCUAUUCGUAUUUUGCAGGCUAUGCUGGACAUGUGUGCUGACCAGGGAUGGCUGGUGACCUCGCUGCAGAUCAUCAUACUUCUCCAGAUGGUAGUGCAGGGAUGCUGGUGGCACGACUCCUCCCUUCUCAUGCUACCUUUCAUAGAGCAAUACCACCUGGCAUGGUUUAGGCCUCAGCACAGUCAAGGAGCAAGGAAAAAGGGUUCUGUUAAUUUAACGUUUCCAAUUGAGUGUUUACCUGAGUUGAUGGCUGCCUGUGAUGAAAGAGAAGACUUCUUGUACGGACUACUAUCAGAUGAACUGUCUCGCUCUCAUAUUGAUCAGAUCACCAGGGUUGUGGAGCAACUGCCACGUUUGGAGGUGAGCCUUGAACUGCGUGGCGAUGAACAGGCUGUGAAACAAGUUCACACCAUGCAUAAUGGGGGCUUGAGACCUGACAGUGAUUGGAUCCCUGUACAUGCUGACAAGGAGUACACCCUGCAUGUCAUUCUUUCACGCAUUAACAGAAGCAAGAAAUCGGACACUAAAGCUUAUGCACCACGUUUUCCUAAGCCUAAGGACGAGGGCUGGAUUCUAGUGGUUGGAGCCAUUGAAACUCGGGAAGUGUUGGCACUGAAAAGAAUUGGCUACAUUCGUGGUCGUACAACGACACACCUGGCACUGUUCACACCAAAGACACAAGGUCGUACAAUCUACACCUUGUAUCUCAUGAGUGACAGCUACAUCGGCCUGGAUCAGCAGUUUGACAUUUGCCUUGAUGUUCUGCCACUCCACCUGAGCUCUAAAAGCAGCACAGACAUGGCUGGCCACCUGCAUGACUUGGAGUGUGACAGUCAGGAAGGUGGUCAGAAAUGACCAUGAACUAAUUGUUAGCUUCUGAGAAAUAUGUGAGGCAUCAUUGUGCUAGAAAUGUUGUGGAGCUUUAAUAGAAGACUUAACUGAUUGUGCAAGAAUUGAAGAUUUAUUCAUUACUUUCACAAGUUUCAGUUCAGUCUUUGAAUUCAACAGUUCAGAAUAGUGCGUUGCAAGACAUGGUCGUCUGAAGAAUAUACUUAGUUUUGAACAGUAAUCAAAAUCAUUAAGACUGUUCUGAUAAAGUCAGCCUUAAUUUUCUUUGGACAUUUCAUUGCAAAAAAAUCUUAAACAGUGUACCUUUUAUUGGUUAUUAAAACCUUUGACAUAUUAAACAUCUUGUGUUAAAGAUUUUUAUUUAUCUGUCACUUAUAGUCUAAGCUACUUUUAACCAGUCUUUUGUAGAUUCUUAGUGGCAUAUCUCCUGUCAUCCCUCAGAGAUCACACCAGUAUUUGUAAGCAGUAUAUUGCUGACAUGAAGAGCUUAAUGAUAAAGCUAGCAAGCUAAAUAUUAAUUUAAAAUAUUAAAUAUUAACUUUAAAAAAAAAACUGAUGCUUUGACAUUACGUCGUUAGGGCAACUUGAAUAUGUUGACAUAGAAUUCUCACCCAGUAUUCGAUCUGAUUCAGCAUCACUAGAGAUUCCUGGAGACAGGUCUGCCCUCCUGAAAAACGACCUCUAGAAAAGGUGGUGAUCCAACACCUCAUAUCCAGUGACAGCAAGUUCAUGGAUCUGGCUUUACCUCUUGCUCAUAAUUUCAAAAAAGCACGUCUGUUCUAUAAAUUUCUUCAGCUGAUUUCUUAUUUCACUCAGCUCUUUCCUGGUGCACCAGUUUUUACUGAUUUCUGCUUUUGUACGUUUGUGUGCAUAGAUGUUAGAGAUGUGUGAGAAUGAGUGAGAUUUGGUGCAUGGAAUGUGGGUAAAAGUGUAAAUCGGAAUUGUGCAUGUUUUGAUUUUUGGAAAGGAUAGCCUGGCUUGGGCUAGGAUGAUGUGCUGAAAAAAAGAGUUAUUAUUUCAUGCAACUGUGAGCUGUAUUAAACUAUAUUCAAUUAAAA